Molecule: messenger RNA, 1152 nt
Organism: Lachancea mirantina
Lineage: Eukaryota; Fungi; Ascomycota; Saccharomycetes; Saccharomycetales; Saccharomycetaceae
Source: the annotation of a GenBank genome assembly
AUGCUCAAGCACGUCGUUUCGCGUGCGACGGGGUCGGCCUUCAGGAGCCAUGCCAGAAUAAUUGGAAUCAAUUCUGCUCGAUUGCAAAGCGUCCGUUUCCGAUCGUCAGGGAACCCAGAUAGGAAUGUGGCUGAGUUUCCUACUGAAUUACCGUCUUUUGAUCAAGCUGUGAGCUCUGAAUUGAGCCAGAAGAUUGCCGAACAAGCGACUCAGUUAGGUCAAGCUGUUGGUGAAGCUUCUACACACGUUGGGUACUUGAGCAGCAUUGGACUUGCCAAAUCAUGGUGGUGGCCACCCGAUCUGAUUCAAAAUAUCAUGGAACAGAUUCAUGUGUACACGGGCUUACCUUGGUGGGGGACUAUAGUUACAACGACGGUUCUUGUACGUUUAUUAAUGUUUCCGCUUUAUGUGAAGUCUUCCGAUACAAUUGCCCGCAAUUCGAAGAUUAAGCCCGAAAUGGACAAGAUAAACGAAGAACUGUUUGGUGCCACGGAUAUGGUGGAAGGUCAACAGAUUGCCAUGAAGAGAAAGAAGCUUUUGGCAGAAAAUGGUAUUAAAAACAGAUAUUUAGCAGCACCUAUGUUGCAAUUACCUGUGGCUCUUGGGUUUUUCUCUGGUAUUAGAGAAAUGGCCAACUAUCCGGUUGACGGUUUCACGACACAAGGUUUGGCUUGGUUUCGUGAUCUUUCCCUAGCUGACCCUUACCUGGGUUUGCAGAUAAUUACUGCGACUGUGUUUAUUUCGUUCACUAGGCUCGGUGGUGAAACAGGUGCUCAGCAGUUCUCGGCGCCAAUGAAGAAAUUUUUCACGGUUCUUCCUUUACUCUCAAUCCCGGCAACCAUGAACUUGUCCUCGGGAGUCGUGCUGUAUUUUGCAGUGAAUGGUUCCUUCUCGGUAAUUCAGACACUACUAUUAAGAAACAAAUGGGUGAGAAACAAGCUCAAGAUCGCUGACGUGGUCAAGCAUGAUGUGUCAAAGAAUCAGCCUAGCAAGGGAAUCAUCGAAACGUUCAGAGAAAACAUGGCCAAAGCUCGUGAGCAAGCUGAAAGGCGACAACAAAUGCAAGAGAAUGAAAAGAAGCUUCAAGAGCUUUCCAAAGAAAAAAAGCAAAACUCGAACAUCAGAAUUGUUAGAAAAUCGAAUUUAAAAUGA